CCCGACCGGAGCUCAUUUGUCUCUGGAAAUGCAACGGGAUAUUGUCCGCAUUGCCGAGGAACACGAUCUCAUCGUAUUCUGCGACGAGGUUUUCUAUCCACUUUUCCGUCUCCCGGAUAGCGACCGUCCCCGAUCUUUUUCUCGAUCUGGGAUAUGGAAAGACGGUCAUCAUCGGGUCCCUCAGCAAGGCCUACAGUCUUGCAGGAACCAGGACUGGGUGGAUCGCAUCAACUAAUAAAGAGAUCCUCGAAAAAAAUGCGGCCGUGCGGCACUACACAACAGUCAGGGUCUCCCAGAUUCACGAGGCAAUUGCCACAGAGGCGCUGGCAGACCGAUGUCGU
Messenger RNA from Aspergillus pseudotamarii, 341 nucleotides. RefSeq lists its product as uncharacterized. Lineage: Eukaryota; Fungi; Ascomycota; Eurotiomycetes; Eurotiales; Aspergillaceae. The record is from RefSeq and is a predicted model, not a curated record. The transcript has a single exon. Bases 29 to 235 code for a protein of 68 amino acids.